UGGGCGUGCGCGUGGGCGUGCGUGAGGGCGCACAGCUGCGGGCCAGGUGUUCGCGUCCGCGGGCCGCGCGGGUCGCGUCCGAGGGCAUGGGCGAUAGGUAUGGUGCCCUGCGGCGGGCCCAGCUGCAUCUGGACUUCAUCCACGCCAACUCCACGACUCACAGUUUCCUUUUUGGAGCACUGGCUGAAUUGCUAGACAAUGCAAGAGAUGCAGGGGCUGCAAGACUUGAUGUGUUUUCAGUGGAUAAUGAAAAACUGCAGGGUGGAUUCAUGUUGUGUUUCCUGGAUGAUGGAUGUGGCAUGAGCCCUGAGGAAGCUUCAGACAUCAUUUACUUUGGAGCAUCCAAAAAACCGCUGUCAACCUUGAAGUUCAUUGGGCAAUAUGGCAAUGGCCUUAAAAGUGGGUCCAUGAGAAUUGGAAAAGACUUUAUUCUUUUUACGAAAAAGGAAGAAACGAUGACCUGUGUGUUUUUUUCUCAGACAUUCUGUGAAACCGAAGGUCUUAAUGAGGUUGUAGUUCCAAUGCCUUCAUGGUUAACAAGAACCAAAGAAUGUGUCACAGAUGAUCCCCAAAAAUUCUCAACGGAAUUAUCUAUAAUUUAUAAAUAUUCCCCAUUUAAGACUGAAGCUGAAUUGAUGCAGCAAUUUGAUGUAAUCUAUGGAAAAUGUGGUACUUUGCUGGUUAUUUAUAACUUGAAGCUUCUGCUUAGUGGAGAACCAGAGUUGGAUGUUAAAACUGACAAAGAAGAUAUACUGAUGACUGGGGCUUUUGAGGAUUUUCCAGAGAGAUGGUCAUUCAGAGCCUACACAUCUGUUCUGUAUUUUGACCCAUGGAUGAGAAUAUUCAUUCAAGCCAAAAAAGUUAAAACUAAACACCUAUGUUAUUGCCUCUAUAGACCCAGAAAGUAUCUGUAUGUCACAUCUUCUUUUAAAGGAGCAUUUAAAAAUGAAGUUAAAAAGGCAGAAGAAGCAGUAAAGAUUGCUGAACUCAUGUUGAAAGAAGCACAAAUUGAAGUAAACCAGUCUGACAGAACCUCUUUGUCUUCUGCCGAGGGUGUAUUACAGAAAGCUUUGGAAGAUGUAGAAGCAAAGCAUAAGAACCUUAAAGAGAAGCGGAGAGAAUUAAAAAAAGCAAGAACACUCACCCUAUUCUUUGGGGUGAACAUAGAAAACCGAAGCCAAGCUGGAAUGUUCAUUUACAGUAAUAACCGUUUGAUCAAAAUGCAUGAGAAAGUGGGCCCACAGUUGAAACUGAAGUCCUUACUUGGUGCAGGCGUGGUUGGAAUUGUUAAUAUACCCUUGGAGAUCAUGGAACCAUCCCAUAAUAAACAGGAAUUUCUCAAUGUCCAAGAAUAUAAUCAUCUACUGAAAGUCAUGGGACAGUACUUGGUCCAGUACUGCAAGGACACCGGGAUCAGUAAUCGAAAUUUAACCUGGUUUUGGAACGAAUUUGGAUACCAGAAUAACAAGGACAUGGAUAAACCUUUAGAUUCUAUUCAAUAUCAAAGAAGACAAGCCAUGGCCAUCCCAUUCAUCAUACAGUGUGAUCUUUGUCUUAAAUGGAGAGUCUUACCUUCCUCUACUAAUUAUCAGGAAAAAGAAUUACUUGACCUCUGGAUUUGUGCUAAUAAUCCUAACCUCUUGGAAAACAGUUGUCAUCAGGUAGAAAAGCUACCCUCCAUCCCCCUGGGCACCAUGAACACAGUAUCAUCAUCAAAAAAUGAGAAAGAGAAGCAACUUAGAGAGUCAGUCCAAAGGUAUCAAAAUAGACUGAUAGAACAGCAGCUACAGCCUCAAUUUAUACCAAUGGAUAGAAUCACUGAAUUCACAUCCACCAGGCUACCUUCAGCACCUAAGGAAAAUAUCAAAACUCAAAAUAUCAGGCUUUCGGGUGAUGACUUGAAGCAUGAAACUCUUUCAUCCUUUGAGCUUUUAGUCAGCCAUAGAGGCCAAAAAAGAGACACAGAAGAGACAGACUCUGAUGUAGAAUAUGUUUCCGAGACUAAAAUUAGGAGGAAGUAUGUGCAGAAGAAAAUGAAACCUCAACAGCAGAGAUAUCCAGCAGCUCUGACAGAAAAUGUCAAACUAGCUGAGAGACCCCAGGCCUCUCCUUGGGAAAUGAAAGGGAAGCAGAGUCUAAACCCUGUACAGAAAUGUAAGGCACUGAUUGAGGUUGAAACCAGCAGCAGUGAUCCAGAUAUAAUCCUGGUUUUAAAUAAAAGCAACACCGAUGUUUCAUUGAAACAAGAAAAAAAGGAAAUUCCUCUUAUAAACAAAGAAAAACAGGAGCUGUACAUUGAUGCUCCAGCAAUAAAAAGAAACUCUUCAUUGCCUAACUGGAAAAGCACAUCUGUCAAGGAAACAGCAAGAAAACUGAUGUCCAAUUUAAGGGAGAUUCUUCUGUAUUUUUUUCCUGAGUAUCAGCUACCAUCCGAAUUUGACUACACAUCUGUGGAAGAACUUGUAGCAAGUUCUGAGCUGGAGCAAUGCCCAGAGCUGACAAACAAAAAGCUGAAAAUGUGUUUCAACCAGAUUCAGAAUAUUUACAUGGUCCAAUAUGAAAAAAGACUAAAGAAAAAAAUGCAGUCCAUUAUCUAUGAAGCAAAUAAAAGAGGGGUACUUAAUGAAGUUUCUCUGGGGCAAUGUGAAGAGAAAAGAAAAAUUACUGAGGAUAAACUGAAGAAUCUUCGUGUUAAACUGGCAGUAUUGUUGCAGAAACUUCAGCUGGGUGGUCCCGCAGAUGACCUGGAGCAGAUUGACAGUUAUUUAGAAGCUUUGCUUAAAGAAGAUAAUCUCCUUUUCCAGAACACUUUAAAUAAAGUGACUGUAGAUGUAGGACAUAGUCUUCCUUUAGAAAAAAAUGAAAGAACUUCUCAAAAUUAA
Microcebus murinus (gray mouse lemur) is the source of this 2882-nucleotide messenger RNA. NCBI's taxonomy places the organism in Eukaryota, Metazoa, Chordata, Mammalia, Primates, Cheirogaleidae. The record is from RefSeq and is a predicted model, not a curated record.